CUAGAGGAAGCUACUUUGUCUAUAUCACGUUAAGAUGGUGCUCGGCCUGGACAAGCGUGCCCUGUGGGCAAUCGUGCCAUUUUUCGGCUUCGCCCUUGGCCACUUCCUGGACAAGAAGGAGACGGAGCGAAUGACCAUGUUCCGCGACAAGAGCGCUCUGUACGCCCGUCCCGGUGGCAGCGCAAACCAAGAACCAUCCUGGUGAGGGUGGGCAGCGCUUUACUUAGCAUUAAACAACAUGUUUUUUUUCACUCUUAACUAAUAAACCGUAAAAUGGCUAUGUGAAAGUUGA
This is a messenger RNA of Drosophila subobscura, 292 nucleotides long. It is a transcript of the gene ND-MNLL, whose product is annotated as NADH dehydrogenase [ubiquinone] 1 beta subcomplex subunit 1. Gene Ontology annotation, cellular component: mitochondrion. Lineage: Eukaryota; Metazoa; Arthropoda; Insecta; Diptera; Drosophilidae. The transcript has a single exon. The record is from RefSeq and is a predicted model, not a curated record. Bases 35 to 205 code for a protein of 56 amino acids.